This is a messenger RNA of Aspergillus alliaceus, 1084 nucleotides long. RefSeq names its product RNA polymerase II mediator complex middle subunit MED9. Gene Ontology annotation, biological process: regulation of transcription by RNA polymerase II. Gene Ontology annotation, molecular function: transcription coregulator activity. The coding region runs from base 154 to 813 and encodes 219 amino acids. Lineage: Eukaryota; Fungi; Ascomycota; Eurotiomycetes; Eurotiales; Aspergillaceae. The transcript has a single exon. Gene Ontology annotation, cellular component: mediator complex. The record is from RefSeq and is a predicted model, not a curated record.
UCACUUGGGGACUCUCAGAGUCACGGGCUUUUUGCGACCGGUUGUUCGUCUUACCCGUUCCGACUCUUCCCUAAACAAUUACCCCAGUCGGCUGAGGGAGAUCACAAUUUCUUCAUCGUCGUUCGUUACAACGCCAAUUCCUGCCCCCCCGCAAUGGCUUCUCGAUCCCCAAUGGCGGCUACUCCACUGCCAAAAUUAUCGUCUGCGCCCCAGACUCCCGUGCUGAGGGAUACGACCGCCGCAGCAUCAACCGAACCAACAGUGCCACAGCCAGUUCCAUUCCCUCCUCCACAAACAUUUGACAUUAUCCCACCAUUGCACGGCCUUCUUCUCCGGCUACUCUCUCCACAAGCGAACCCUGAAGGUGUAUCGAAUGGCGCAAGAGCCACCGAAGAUCCCGCUGUAGCUACAGCUCCCACAUCAACUGGCGCCGCCCAGUCGCAAUCUCAGCCGCAACAACAGCACUCGACCGCUGGGAACCAACAUAAUGACAGUCAUGGCAUAUUGCCGACUGUUUCCGCCGCUCCGGGUAGUGCCUCCGCUGCGGCCGAGAUAGCUGCGUUGAGUUCAAACGCGCCUCCACCGCUAGACAUCAAAGACCUUCCUACAGAGGCCAGUUCAAUCAAGAUCCGUAUACAGAAAGCACAAGCCGUGGUGGAAAGCCUACCCGAUGUGAACCGUUCUGUUGCGGAACAGGAAAAGGAGAUCAAUGACCUCGAGGGGAGGAUUUCGAGACUGAAGUCGAUCAUCUCAGAAUUUGGAAGAAGAGCUGACUUGACAAAGAUCGAGAAGACCAAGAUGGAGGCAGCCUGAAGAGGGGCUUGGCCACGAUAGGGAUGUCUGUCAUACGGCGGCUAUUCCUUGACACCAAUGGAUUUGGAAAAAGUGGAUUUUCCCAUCAAAUUGCAGACAAUGAGAGAGUGUGUUGAGUUUAUGAUGAAAACCUACAACUUGUGGCUUCCGAUGACGACUUGCUAGUACCAUCGCGGAAUGUGGACAAACACACAUUAUUGACCUGCUAAUAUCUGGCUAAGCAAUGGACGAUAAAACAUACUCGAUACCUUGGAGACCCCUAAUGGAUGCA